Messenger RNA from Cyclospora cayetanensis, 1320 nucleotides. RefSeq lists its product as uncharacterized. The coding region runs from base 1 to 1320 and encodes 439 amino acids. The transcript is spliced from 5 exons. Lineage: Eukaryota; Apicomplexa; Conoidasida; Eucoccidiorida; Eimeriidae. The record is from RefSeq and is a predicted model, not a curated record.
AUGUUUCCCCCCUGGGUUCAUGACAGGGUCGGGGCCCAACGGGGGACCGUCUCAGCUAUUCCUUUCGAAGGCCAACAAGCGGCUCCGUUUAAAAACCAAUGGCGCUUGGGAGCUGUACUACUUUUUCUGUGCCUCCUGGCACUUCUCGCAGAAGCAGCCGCUGUGGUGAACAGUGGGACUCACGUGGGAAUGUUCACCAUGCUGGCUCCCCCCAGCAAACAGACGUGUGCAUGUUCCUCGCAGCAGCCCUCCCUUCGUCACAGAGAAGCUGCCGCAGGCACAAAUGUAUUCCGUAGUGUUUCUAUAAGGAGAGCAGCAAGCGCUACCUUCUUGAGUCCCACCGUGCUACAACAGUGGGACCUGCGAGGUAGGUGCGCUCGCAGCAGGAGCAGCGCCAAUACAUCUUUGUGUGGCUCCCGUUCUAAUCGCAUCAACGGCAAGAGGCCUUCGGUGCUUCCCUCUCCUUCUCCCUUUCCUGCCGCUCUGCUUCAUUUGCUUUCUGGAAACAGCAAAGCCAGAAACAGCAGCAGUCUUCCCAACGAGGUGUACGUGGGGCAGCAUGUGAGGAUCCCUGUAACCCCAUCAUCUGAUCUAAGUCUUGCAAAGCUUCCCCGGGGACCUCCCAGGCUAUUCUCUCCGGAUCCCAUCCGCCUCGACGCCCGAGGGGCCUUGGUGACACAAGGGUUACCCCUUACCCGACUCAGGUGGCCCCAAGACGCAGAGCAGCAACAGCAGCAGCAAAACCAACCACGUGAAGAGCAGAGUCAGCUAAAAUCGGUGUACGGAGAGCCUCUGACAUUUGAAUGCCUGUGUGAAAGAGGGGAUAGGCACCCAGAGAAGAAGACAUUUGGUGAGGAGGCCCCCCUCUUUAAGCACCACCUGCACUUUGGUUCUCCCCCUUGGCCCAAUGCCAUUAUCCAGAUGGCGAAAGAAUACAACGCGCAAGUGCGAGAAGAUGGUAAAGAGGAAGAGACGGUGCCCGAAGAAUGGAUUUGCGAUACGCUUUUCUGUGAUGAGAGAGGACGGGUUCUUCGUGUGCAAGAGAAUAGUGCUCCCUAUGGUGGCGAGGAUGAGCCUGAGUCAGGCGCGACUACGUGGGAACUGUUUAAGCUUCGAACGGAACAAGGGAAAAAGCAGACGCCUCAUAGAUUUGUUGUGACAGCUCCUGCUGGUUACGUCGCGGAGGCUGGUAUAACCGUCGGUGAUCAGCUUCCGAUGCUGAGCGACGAACAACUGGAAACGGUAUACAACAAUCAUUUUGCUCUCCCCCAAAACUUCAGGGAGCCUCUCAUCCUCCCAGAUGGCACUUGUAUUCCCUGA